GCAAAGCAUCCGGACAGAGGAUGCAUUGUUUUCGGGCACUCGAUUGGCUCUUGGCUUGUGACGCAGCAUCUCAAGCUAGCUUCCAAUGAACUCUUGGUGAAUCUUCGGCAUGUUGUGCUGGCCAUGCCAUACUUGGAGUACGACUAUGGCGGCCGGCAGACACUCCUUUUCCGAUUGACGGCUGCAUCUGCGCUGGUUAGAUUCCUGGCGCUGACUGCCACUGCGGCACCGCGGUGGCUCAAACAGCUCCUGGCGAUGAUAAUGAGCAGCUCUCCGCAAGGUAGCUAUGCGCAUGAAACCACAAUCGCCACGUUCCUUCAACAACCGCACCAUUGGUCGAUGGUCAUGGGGCUCCUGCGCACUGAAUGCCCGCGGCUGGAUCCGCGGAGCGCAGGUCAUGGCCUAGCCGAGUUCAGCGAGAUUCUGAAACGCGCUGGCCGUCCGCACAUCUCAGCCCUCUUUACGAAGGCUGACAUGUGGGCGCCGAUGACCCACUACCAUGCUCUCAAAGGUUUGCUGUCCUCUGGCUCCGAUGAAGUCCUCGAUUUGGCUACGAACGUUUGGAAGACCGCCAAGCGGCCGCCAAAGCACGAGUUCGUGCUUUCAGUCGCCCACCACGAG
This is a messenger RNA of Symbiodinium pilosum, 621 nucleotides long. The record is from the annotation of a GenBank genome assembly. NCBI's taxonomy places the organism in Eukaryota, Dinophyceae, Suessiales, Symbiodiniaceae.